GUUCGCCGCGCCACCACCGCCAGUAGCCGCAGCAGCGGAGGCAGCGGCGCGCCUCGCCACCAUGAAGGUGACCGUGGACUUUGAGGAGUGUCUGAAGGACUCGCCGCGCUUCAGGGCAACUUUAGAAGAAGUAGAAGGAGAUGUGACAGAGCUGGAACUGAAACUUGACAAGCUGGUGAAGCUUUGUAUUGCAAUGAUUGAUACUGGGAAAGCAUUUUGCACAGCCAACAAGCAGUUCAUGAAUGGAAUUCGAGAUCUUGCACAAUAUUCCUGUAAAGACACAUUGGUUGAGACCAAUUUGACGAAGUUCUCUGACACCUUACAGGAAAUGAUCAAUUAUCAUAAUAUUCUGUUUGACCAAAUCCAAAGAUCAAUUAAAACACAGCUUCAGACUUUCGUUAAAGAAGAUAUUAGGAAAUUCAAAGAUGCAAAGAAGCAGUUUGAAAAAGUGAGUGAAGAAAAGGAGAAUGCUCUGGUGAAAAAUGCCCAAGUUCAAAGAAAUAAACAACACGAGGUGGAGGAAGCAACCAACAUUUUGACUGCAACGCGGAAGUGUUUUCGACACAUAGCUCUGGAUUAUGUUCUGCAGAUCAACGUUCUUCAAUCUAAAAGGAGAGCAGAAAUCUUAAAAUCGGUAAGAUAUAUUUUAUCCUCUGUAUAUCAAAUAUUUUAAUACACCUGAAAUUAAAAAUAUGACCACAAAACAGUAUGUUAAAAUUUUGGGCCUUUUAUUGAUCAGUACAUUUGGCACUUUGGUUACUGUUAGUUUGGCCUUUACUGUAGCUGGGCAUACAUGUUUAACAUGUAUUUGAUAAUCCUUCUGGUUCAGAUUUGAACACUUACAGGUUUUCACUACUCUUGAUCCUUUGGUAUGUGUUUCACAGUUAAAAUCAAACUUUGUUUGCCAAGAAUUCUAUUUAGGUCUGGUUUAUUACUUUGUAAACAGUAAGUGCUACUUACAAUAAUUCUAAGAUAAAUUCUGCUCUUUCUAAGAACAGGCAA
Molecule: messenger RNA, 1002 nt
Organism: Sturnus vulgaris (Common starling)
Lineage: Eukaryota; Metazoa; Chordata; Aves; Passeriformes; Sturnidae
Source: RefSeq, a predicted model, not a curated record